AUGUUCGCCUCCAUCUGCCGGCGGCGGCUCGCCCUCCGAAUCCAUCAAAUCGCUGGCGGUGGCGGCAGGACAAACCCCCUCGAGUUCAUCCCUGGCACCAUCCCUCUCGCCCACUGCUACUCCUCGCCCGCCGUCGCCGAAGUCCCGAGCUCGGAGCCCUGCCCCGACACCGUUUCCUACCUCAUCUCGUGCGGCCUCUCCCCCGCCGCCGCUGGCGCGGCCACCACCUCUCAACACCUCCGCAUCCGCUCCACCGACAAGGCCGACGCUGUGCGCGCCCUCCUCAAGCUCUAUGGCUUCGCCGACGCGGACAUCGUCCGGACGUUGCGCAGCGCCCCGGUUCUCCUCGUCGUUGACCCCGAGCGGGUCCUCCGCCCCAAGCUCGACUUUUUCGCCUCCCUAGGUUUCGAGACCCACAAGCUCGCCACCGAGCCUUUGCUGCUUGCACGCAGCCUCGACAAGCACCUCGUCCCCGCCAUCCAGUUCCUCCGCGGGAUCAUCGGCAGCGACGACGACCUCCGCCGCGCUUUUCACCGCGUCCCCCGCGGCCUCGCUGUGGACCUCGACAACAACAUGCGCCCCGCCGUGGAAGCUCUCCGCCGCGGCGGCCUCGCAGAGGCCGACAUUUCGAAGCUGCUCGUCAUCCGGUUGGGCGUGCUCUUGUCGUCACGGGAUCGCAUCAGCGAAAUCUUUGAGGAACUCAAGGCGAUGGGCAUGUCCGUCCUGGACCCACGCUUCCUCUACUGCUUCCGUGCGAUGUCCGGUGUUAAGAGGGACUCAUGGCUGCGGAAAAUGGCAUUUUACCAGAGCUUCGGGCUGUCAGAGGGUGAGUUGCUGCAGGCCUUCAAGAAGCAGCCCACGAUAUUCCUUUUCGCCGAUGAGAGCAUAAACAAGAAGGUCCGGUUCCUGCUGGACGAGCUGAAGCUUGGAAUAAGUGAUGUAAUUGCGCGGCCUGUAGUUCUAGGUUAUAGCUUGGAGAAGUGCAUCCUGCCGAGGUGUGCCGUGCUGAGUGUGUUGAUGAGGGAGGGGAGGAUUCGGAGAGAUAUCAAAUUGCUUCAGGCAUUGCUUGGCAGUUCCAGGAAUUUCGAGACCAGGUAUGUGUUGAGGCAUGCUGAUGAUGUGCCAGAUGUUGUUAAGGCAUAUCAGGGUAAGAUCAAAUUUGAAGGAUUCAAAUAG
Molecule: messenger RNA, 1176 nt
Organism: Triticum turgidum subsp. durum (durum wheat)
Lineage: Eukaryota; Viridiplantae; Streptophyta; Magnoliopsida; Poales; Poaceae
Source: the annotation of a GenBank genome assembly